CAGUGCUAGCUGAGAAUGUUGAUUGCUGAUGUCAACAUUUCCGUAAACGUCCACUAUUGCCUUGAAUAAUUUCUUCAGUUUGAGCGGCUGCGUAAGUUUUGGAGAUUAUACAGGAGUACCUGUAGACCAUACGAAGUAAAUCAGUGGCGUCAUGGGGAGUAAAGACCCCGGGGGUAACGACAUAAAAUACCAGAUGGAACAAGAAAUGGAUGAGUUACAACAGAUGCACUAUAGCACAGAGUUCAGUACUGACAUCAAUAGUAAAAUGCAGAUUCCAACCAGAUUAAGCAUGGGCCAACCCAGCGCAGACGAUUCCUACGCAGAUUCGGAAGAGUUAAAUUUGGAUUUUAUGACCAACAGUCCGGCCCACGCCAUGAACGUACCAGAAAGAAUCAUGAUUGCAGGAUCAGAUACGCACUUUGGAUCAAGAAAAACACCCAGGCAUCUGGAUCUUGAAGAAAUGACGCCGUUCCCCACAGCUGACACAGUUGUCGGACUAACCACCCCUCCCCAUACACUGAAAAUGGAUGAUGUAAGAUUCCCUACAGUUGGUGACCAGAGCGUGUUGAAGCCAGACGAGCAUAGUGCUAAUUAUCGAGUUGUGCAAAAUGGCCUCAACGAAACACCCUUGGGCUCCUCCAAGCUCCAACACAACUCCUCCAUGAUAGAAAGUGGCCCCGCCCUCGACGUGCAGGCACUACAGCGCCAUCUUCAUCUCCUGACUAGGAAGGUAGCCAUCAUGGAGAAUGAUAACAUCCGACGUGAUCGCAGGGAGUUGCUUUUCUGCGCUCUUGGUGCAAUAUACAUGGUCUACAAGGGUCUGCGAGUUUUCUCUCGUAUGUUGUAAUUUUAAGUGAGCUAAGAAAUAUUAAGCCCUUUUUAUUCACACUAUUCUAUAGACCACAUUGAAUAUGACAUCACUACUCAUAUAUCUGCCCUACAACAUGGCGUUUGUAAGUGUGUGCGUGUGUGUGCGCGUACAUGUGCCCUAGAAAUCAUACCGGGAACGCUGCGUGUUGCGUGCUUCUUUGAUGUACGCCUUUAGACACGCAUACGGUUUGCCCUACAAGAUGGCGACUUUCAUAGCAACGAAGGGGUUAUUAAAUACGGUCUAUUCCCGUGUGGUUGUCCCAGGGGCAGGUCUGUAUGCUUUGUUUUUUGAAAGGGAAUGUGCACAAGGCAUUUUCAUGUUAAAGUGCGCCCUAUGAGGAAAUUGUACAUUUCUACUGGAGCAUUUUAAGGGCACCAAGGCAAUGACAAAGGGGCAUCGAGGCAAUCGCCUUUGUUGCCUACUGUGAAGUAUCAGGCCUGCAGGAGAUAAAUGGCCGGCCUAUUGACACUAUGAUCGUUUUACCCCCAGUCUUCCCCCAGUCUGUCCUGUAAAAUGGGCAUGCCCCGGGGAAAUAGCCUCCCCUGCUCCGGAGUAGAGGUAAGCGGUAAAACCCGGGGGUAUUUCUUUAAACAUGCCAACAGCACCCCGUGGAACAGGGACACAGUGUGAAAGUGCCCUGCGGUAACCGUGGGGGUAAGAGAAGUCCCUGGGCCUUUCUCGGGGAUAAGAGAUACAGUGUGAGAAGGGCUUUAGACUUUUGGUUUGUAUUUUUAAUCUCCCUCCAUGCCUUUCUCAAGUAUUUUUGAUGGGCUCUGUCUCCAGUUGCAGACUUUGUGGCAGGGCUUCAGGUUUUAUUUAUGUCAAGUCAUAAUAUCCUGCAGAUUUGGGCCCAACUUCACGGCUCUGCUGACCAAGGAAUUCUGCACUUGAGGCCCAUAAAAUUGUGUAAGCACAGAAUUUCGCGAAAAGCAAAACCCUAAAACUGAGCUCAGCUCUGUUAUGUUUUUGAAUGACUGUGGGUGUUUUGUAUGGCGCAUGCUGUUAUCUUGGUCUGAACAAUUCCAAUUUCAUACUAUUGUUAGCCCUUACCUGCCUGUUCUUGUUGAACACACAAACGCUUUAGCGUCUAUCUUAUCUUUAUCGCCUAGGCUUCAGGUUAUUAUUAUUAUUUUUUUAAAAGACAGUGGACACUAUUGGUAAUUGUCAAAGACUAGUCUUUAAAGUUGGU
Asterias rubens (European starfish) is the source of this 2060-nucleotide messenger RNA. RefSeq lists its product as uncharacterized. Gene Ontology annotation, biological process: positive regulation of mitochondrial fission. Gene Ontology annotation, cellular component: peroxisome; mitochondrial outer membrane. NCBI's taxonomy places the organism in Eukaryota, Metazoa, Echinodermata, Asteroidea, Forcipulatida, Asteriidae. The record is from RefSeq and is a predicted model, not a curated record. The coding region runs from base 152 to 847 and encodes 231 amino acids. The transcript is spliced from 6 exons.